Messenger RNA from Sorex araneus (European shrew), 1269 nucleotides. RefSeq names its product TUB like protein 1 (gene TULP1). Gene Ontology annotation, cellular component: cilium. The record is from RefSeq and is a predicted model, not a curated record. Gene Ontology annotation, molecular function: actin filament binding. Gene Ontology annotation, biological process: protein localization to cilium. NCBI's taxonomy places the organism in Eukaryota, Metazoa, Chordata, Mammalia, Eulipotyphla, Soricidae.
AUGCCUUUGCAGGAGAAGACCCUGCUAGAAGUGUGGGCGUCGGACAGCAGCCAUGAGGAGGAAGGAUCGAGCGCCCCUGGGGCCCAGCGGCACGUCCAGCAGCCACCUGCCAGGGGACAGAAGUUGAGGAAGAAAAGGCCAGAGGCCCCUGAAUCCCCCCGUCCCCUGAGAUCCAAACCCCGGAAAGCUGGAGCGGGGCGGCGGGGAAGGGCCCCUCGGGAGGAGCCGGCCCCGGAGACACCAACCAUCUAUGCCAAGUUCCUCAGGGACCCAGAGGCUAAGAAGCGCGACCCCCGGGAGAGCUUCCUGGUGGCCCGCACCCCCCACAAGGAGGAGGAAGAGGAGGACGAGGAGGACGACGAGGAAGAUGACGAGGAGGAGGAAAAGAAAGAGAAAAUCCCUGUGCAGCGUCAGAAGCCCCCUAAGGAGAGGGCCCCCGAGGACGCCAAGGAGAAACAGAAGGCGAAGGAGGACAGGCCCCCAUCCCCGCCCCUGGAAGUGGACGAGCCCCGGGAGUUCGGUGCUGGCAGCCCGCGCCCAGGGCGGACCGUGCGCUGCCGCCUGACCCGGGACAAGAAGGGCAUGGACCGCGGCCUGUACCCCUCCUACUUCCUGCACCUGGACUCCGAGAGGAAGGUGUUCCUCUUGGCGGGCAGGAAACGCAAACGGAGCAAGACAGCCAACUACCUCAUCUCCAGGGACCCCACCAACCUGUCCCGCGGAGGGGACGAUUUCGUCGGGAAGCUGAGGUCCAACCUCCUGGGGAACCGCUUCACCGUCUUCGACAGCGGGCAGAGCCCGCACCGCAGAGCCAGCGGCGCCAACGUGGGGAGCCUGCGGCAGGAGCUGGCCGCUGUGAUCUACGAGACCAACGUGCUGGGCUUCCGGGGUCCCCGUCGCAUGACCAUCAUCAUCCCGGGCAUGAACGCAGACAAUGAGAGGGUCCCCAUCCGCCCCCGGAACGCCAGCGACGGGCUGCUGGUGCGCUGGCAGAACAAGACCCUGGAGAGCCUCAUCGAGCUGCACAACAAGCCGCCCGUCUGGAACGACGACAGCGGCUCCUACACCCUCAACUUCCAGGGCCGCGUCACCCAGGCCUCCGUCAAGAACUUCCAGAUCGUCCACACGGACAACCCCGACUACAUCGUGCUGCAGUUCGGCCGCGUGGCAGAGGACGCCUUCACCCUGGACUACCGCUACCCGCUGUGCGCGCUGCAGGCCUUCGCCAUCGCCCUGUCCAGCUUCGACGGGAAGCUGGCCUGCGAGUGA